UCCUUUUUCUUCUCCUUUUUCCAAGAUGAAGUUCCUACAUAUUUUAGUUCUAUGUGGGAACAAAAGCACGAAACAAACAAUGACUGCAAAAGUAACUAUUCUAGCAUUCAUAAUCUUACUUGUAUUUUGUGUCACCAAAUUCCGGUCUUAUUCUUUGUUCAAUUACUCUCCACUGUUGAAGAUCAAUAAACAUAAUAAGCUUCCAUCUUUUGCUUUUCAUGAUGUGAAGGAGCCAGAAAUCUUGCCCUCAACAUCUGUGAAGAAGAAGUGUGACAUUUUCAGUGGGGAAUGGGUGCCAAAUCCAGAGGCACCAUAUUACACAAACACAACAUGUUGGGCAAUUCAUGAGCACCAAAAUUGCAUGAAGUAUGGGAGGCCUGACACUGAGUUCAUGAAGUGGAGGUGGAAGCCUAAUGAGUGUGAACUUCCCAUCUUCAACCCCUUUCAGUUCCUAGAAAUUGUGAGGGGGAAAUCUAUGGCUUUUGUUGGAGACUCCUUGAGCAGAAAUCACAUGCAGUCAAUGAUUUGCCUCCUAUCAAGGGUGGAGUGGCCCGUUGAUGUAUCCUACAUGAAUGACUUUUCCUUCAAACAAUGGAAGUACUCAAGCUACAACUUCACUAUGGCUAACUUUUGGACACCUCACCUGGUUAGAGCUAAAAAAGCAGAUUCAAAUAGUGUCCUCUUCAAUGUUUACCUUGAUGAGUUUGAUGAAAAAUGGACAAGUCAAAUUAAAGAGUUUGACUAUGUCAUUAUCAAUGGAGGACAGUGGUUCUUGGGGCCCAUGGUUUUUUAUGAGAAACAAAAAGUUGUUGGAUGUCAAUAUUGUGACUUAGAAAAUGUCACUCACUUAAACUUGCACUAUGGCUAUAGAAAGACUUUUAGAACUGUAUUUAAAGCCAUCAAUAGUUUAGAAAAUUUUAAGGGUAUCAUAUUUCUAAGAACAUUUUCUCCAUCUCAUUUUGAAAAUGGGUUGUGGAAUAAAGGUGGAAAUUGUACGAGAAUUAUACCAUUUAGGAGUAAAGAAACUAAGUUAGAGGGUCAUGACUUAGAGUUACACAAGAUUCAAUUAGAGGAGUUUAAAAUUGCCAAGAAGAAAGGCAUAAAUAAAGGAUUGAAGCUUAUGUUGUUUGACAUCACACAAGCAAUGUUAUUAAGACCGGAUGGUCAUCCAAAUAGAUAUGGACAUUGGUCAGGCCAGAACAUGACAUUAUAUAAUGAUUGUGUUCAUUGGUGUUUGCCAGGCCCAAUAGACACGUGGAGUGAUUUUCUAUUAGAAAUGCUAAAAAUGAAAGUGUGAAAUUUAUGGGUUACAAGAAAAAAAGACUUCAUUUAUAGGAAAAUUAAUAGAUAUAUUUACA
Messenger RNA from Cajanus cajan (pigeon pea), 1358 nucleotides. Its product is annotated as protein trichome birefringence-like 19. Gene Ontology annotation, cellular component: Golgi apparatus. Gene Ontology annotation, molecular function: O-acetyltransferase activity. NCBI's taxonomy places the organism in Eukaryota, Viridiplantae, Streptophyta, Magnoliopsida, Fabales, Fabaceae. The record is from RefSeq and is a predicted model, not a curated record.